AUGACGUCAAGGGUCAACCCUCGAACGCUCCGCAGGCAGCAGGCUGACUUGGUCAGGGCCCAGCAACCGCCCGCUUUGCCGUCAGACUCGACCUCAGAGGAGCCGUCGACGUCUACCGGAACCGCUCCCGACCUGCCCGCAAAGCGGCUAUGCUUCGACAAGGAGAACACAACGCCGACAUCGCGCAGCACCGCCGCCAGGCUGGGCCUGGACCACACGCCGAAGAGCGCUCCGAGGGACAGCGCAACGAAGGUGCUCAACGGUGGCGACGGCAGUGCUGGCGACAAGGGCAGCGGCGAUGAGAGGGACGGCGUUGUCCCUUUUGGCAUUCCUGUGAUCAACCCCUCGACCCGCCUGCUACACGAGCUGCUGCCUCCGCCGGGCUGCUCCCCCACCCUGGGCUCUCCGCUGCCCGGCUCCUCUGGCUAUGCCGCCUACGGCCAAGGGUUUGGCGCGCACAACGCGCCUCGCUACAGCAGCAGCUUCUUGGCACCGCGGCAGCAGCAGCAGCAGCAACAGCAGCAGCAGCAGCAGCAGCAGCAGCAGCAGCAGCUGUCCCCCCUGGGCCGCCCGCCCUGCGUGGUCAGCCCCGCCAAGGCAGCGCCCCUGCCGCCGCUGCCGGCCGCGGCGCCAGGUGACCUGACCUUUUCGGGCGACCUGGGCAACCAGGUCAGGCUGCGUCCCAACAGCGCCACGCUGCGCGUGCCCAACGCGGCCCAGCUGCUGCUGGCCAAUGUCGGCGUGAGCGGCGGCUUCUUUCAGUCAGGCGAUGAUCUUGCUGCGCGGCUCACCGGCGACGCUUGCUCGUGGCUACAGUUCAUGGAGCGGGCAGUCAUGGCCCGGCCUCUGCUGGAACGCAACCUAGCUGCGGUGUGGAGGAGCAGCGUGCAGAGCGGAUGGUUCAUAACGUUCGCGGCUGGCGCCUCCUGCAGCUCUGGCGGUGGCGACGCGGCGCCGCAGCCGCGGCCGGCAAAGCGCCCCGCAGACUUGCGGGGGCUGUGCGACCCCUGGCUUGGCGGCAGGCUGGCUGUGCUCGGGGGCCCGCUGGAGGAGUCCUGCGAGACCGUGGUGGAGCUGGACAAGCGCCCGGGAGGCGGUGACGACUUUGGCCGCGUCGACUUUGUGGUCAGCGUCCAGGUCCCCAAGGGCGCCGACUUUGCCGAGGUUCAAAAGUGCGGCGACGCGGCGGUGGUGGUGGAGGUGGCUCUGGCGGUGCUGAUCCACGCGGCGCUCCUGGCGCGUGCGCGUCGCAACAGGCGCAAGCUGCUGGCAGAGGUGGGGGAGCGCGCCUGGUGGCAGGAGGGGUGGCGGUACGUCGUGCUGGACACGUUGACGCUCGCCGUCCCCAUGCCCCCGACCCUCAUUGAGGCCCUGAAGUGGGUCCUCGCAAAGGCGGGGGCGGACCUGGCGUCGCUGGGGCUGCCCGCGGCGCGCCUGGGCGACCCGGUCGCGGGGGAGGUGGCCGGGGCGGCGGGGGCGGCGGUGCCAGCGGCAGCGGGCGGUGGGCCGGCACAGGGGCCACCUGCGCCUUGA
Messenger RNA from Monoraphidium neglectum, 1533 nucleotides. RefSeq lists its product as hypothetical. The record is from RefSeq and is a predicted model, not a curated record. Bases 1 to 1533 code for a protein of 510 amino acids. The transcript has 3 exons. Lineage: Eukaryota; Viridiplantae; Chlorophyta; Chlorophyceae; Sphaeropleales; Selenastraceae.